AUGACGAGGGCGCACUUCUCAGACGAGGCUGAGCCCAAGAUCUGGCCUCCGAUCUGGGUGUAUGGCAUCAACGACCACUUAGACGUCCCUGGUGAGCUACCUUCCGGCUUCGAGCCAACUGGAAUGCUGGGAGUGGACCUGCGGAAACUGUGCUCCACGGUAAACGCUGCAGUGCACCCUGCUUUCCGAAUGAAGAGAGCUCGAGAAGGCAGCCCAAGCAAGUCCCAGCUGCCCUCCUCGCACCAAGACAGGCGGCGGCCCAGCAUGCUCGUGAAGGCACCGGACAUGUCGGCCUUGCUCGGUGGCUUGGGGGGUAUGUCUAUGGGAUUCCAUGAGGAGCCCAAGCCGCCGAAAGAGGGCCCAAACCUGAUGGUGAAGUCUUUCCUUUUCGAUCGGACCACCAUCAGCCUGAUUGGCCUUCUGCUGCCGACGGUGCAGAACAUCAAGGUUCUGUCCUUCUCGGAUUGCAACUUGGAUUGCGAGAUGCUCAGAUUGCUGGCUCAGGGCCUCGCGGAAGGCAAUUGCUCAGUGGAGUCCCUGCAGAUCGAGUGGAAUAACUUGGAUCUGCCCCUGCCGACCUUGGCAGAGGAGGAUUUGCCCUUGGAGGGGGAGGAGGGCGAAGAGACCUCCGCCUUCGAUCGGGCCUCAAGCCUCUUGGAGGCACGGGAGCGGAAACGCUACACCUUGCAGUCCGAGAGGCUUUUGACGAACUUCAAGGAGUGGCUUCUGAGCCGUUUCGGCAGCUUGGAGAAGGCCUGGGAGAAUUUGCCGAAAGAGCAUCUGCCGCUGGAAGCCCCAGACUUCCACUCGCUCCUCUUCGAGAGGCUCGGGGUCAGCGGCUCCCAGGUCUUUGAGGUCUUCGAGGUCCUCGAUGGCCCAGACUACGGUGCAGACGGUGGUGGCCUCGUCACACUCCAGGUCCUGAAGGAGGCAUUGGAGAGCCUUCCCGACACCGAGGACGAGGACACCGAAGCUGAAGAGGAUGCUUUGGGGCUGAGCCUCGCAGCCUUCCUGCAGCCCAGCACGGUGCUGGAAUCUGUGAGCUUUCGGGCAUGCUCCAUCACGCGAUUCGAACUGGGGCCUGUGUGUGCCACCCUCUCGAAGUGCCCCUGGCAGCUCAGGGCACUAAACUUGUGGGAGAAUCGCAUUUGCGAUCGCGGGGCCGAGCUCUUGGCAAAUGCCCUGGAUGCCUACCGAGGCUUAGAGUAUCUGGGCUUAGGCCGCAACCGCAUCACGGAUCUCGGCCUGCAAGCCUUGUGCCAGCCCUUCAAGCCCGUGCAGCUUCGAGAGGACACGGAGCUGGCGGCAGCGAAGGACCGGAUCACAAAGCAGCAGGCACAGGCGAAAUCUCUGGCGGAUGCCAAAGAAAAGGCCCAGGCCCAAAACACCGAGUUCCAGGGUCGCCAGCGCCGGGCCUCCAUUCCUUUAGUCGACGAGCUGGAAGAGAGGCCCAGCGAGGAUGGAAGCAUCUCGGGCCCGAGCUUCUUCCUCCGGAAGCUCUCGGAGCUUCGAUGCCUGGUCCUCUCUGAGAAUCCGAUUCGAAGCGCUGACGUGCUCGAGACCAUCCAGCCCUUCGGGCCCCGGGGCGCCGACCUGCUGCUGCGCUGCACGCCGGCGGCCACGGAGCUGGGGAUCCGAAGGCCGGAGCUCUUGAAGGAGAAGGAGAGGAAGCCGCUCCUGAACCUGGGCCAGAAUCUCGGUGCCAAGGACCCCGCGGCUCCGCCCGAAGGCUGGGUUCUGCUCGAGGUGGCUCAGGAGCGGGCACCGAGAACCAGCCGGUUGCAGCCUCUGCCGUCACUGCCAGACGAGGAACGCUUCUCCUCGAAACUGACAGAUGCCAGACGGCAGAUGAUGGCAGUGCAGGCCAUCGAAGCGAAAGCGCUGCAGCCGCCUGAGGUUCAGAAGCUUCUGGAUAAGAGGCGAUCCCUCGAGGAGGCGUUGAACUGGAAGCUUCACGAGGAAGUCUCCGCAAGGGGGCGGGCCUCCGACAUGGCCACACAACGUUGGGCGCUCUUUCUGAUCCUUGUGCUGGGACUGUACGGUCUCUACAGCGUGUCCUUUCUGGAUGCUGGGGGUUCAGCCUCGUCGGGAGAGACGGGAGAUGCAAAAAGGACUGUGGAUCUCGAAGACCAGCUUGAGGCCGAUCUGGAGGCUAAGCAAGAGGCGGAGCUGGUGCCGGAGGAAGCUGGUUUCCCGACACUGCCGGGUUCAGACUUUGAUGCGAAGCAGGACGAGGCAUCGCAGACGCUGCAGGACUUAGAGGACCAGCCGGAAGAGAAGCCCGACAUUGAGGAGAAUCAGAAGGAGGAGCAAGAUCCCGUACCAUCCGUUCCCUCAGAGCUGGAGACCACGUCGCUUGCUUGCGCCGGGCCUAUGAUUCCACCAAGUCUUCCCGUCCAAGCGGCGGCAGAGCUGAAGUCCAAGAUCUGGAAAGCCACGCGGGAAUGGGGGUAUGAUCAGCAAGCUUACAGCUACCGACCCUUCAAAGGUCUCCAUCUUCUGGACAUUGGGAUGGGGCAAGGGCCCAUGGGCGUCGUCGCCGUACAUGUUGGCGUGAAGUCGUACAAAGGGAUGGAUCCAGCUCUGUGCAUCAAUCACCAUGCUCUGACACGAGACAAGCGAGUUGGUCGAGCUCCCAACCCCAUCGAGUGUCAAAUGCUCAAAGAUUCUGAGGCUUGCGAAGGGAAAGGCGAGAAGUGUGAAAUGUUCCAGAGGUGCAGUCAUCUCAUGUUCAAGAAAUAUCGGGAGUUCCCCUUCACCGGCAUUGAGAUGAUGCAAGCCUUUUCAGGCCAGAUUGUGUUGCUGCCUGGUACAUUUGCAACGCUGCGGCCCACCGGACUGAUCAAGCCUGGCAGCUUCGAUGUUGCUACGCUCUGGCUGGUGACCGAGCACUUGCCGGACAACCGGCAGGUCAUCGAGGGCAUCUUUGAGUGGACGGAGCCGGGGCAGCUGCUCGCCCUGAAGCAUCAUAACUAUUACGGCUUUGACGGCCAUCACCAGAAACCCCGCUACCCAGAGGAUCACAACACCAAGAACAUCGCGGAAAAUGGUGUAGUGUUCUGGAAGCAUUUGGAGCCGUCCAGCUGGGUGUUUAAUUACACCAACACCAAUCGCAUCCGCUUAGGCGAUCUGAUUGCCCUUGUUGAUGUAUAUUUUGAGUGUGCAUGGCGUGCAACUUUCGUUGCAAGCUGGGAGCGGGCUCUCCUUUCGAGACCAGAGCUGCUUCGAGGCUUGGAGAAGCGGGGCUUCCAGCAGAAUGAACUGCUGAUAAACAAAUGGACCAUCGCGUGCGCCCGUCGCAAAGAGCCCAAAGACGCAAAGCAGUGGCUAGACUCUCGCAUCUGGCUACAUCCAGCGACUGAUGGCUCUUACACUCCACGGCCUUUGCCAAAGAAGCUGAGCAAAAGGACGCCGAGACCGACUGGUGCAGCCAUGGCUGUGGUGGAGUUCGUCCCUUCCGGUCGAAGCAACCUGAAGAGGUAUCUCGUGGGGUGA
Messenger RNA from Symbiodinium necroappetens, 3495 nucleotides. NCBI's taxonomy places the organism in Eukaryota, Dinophyceae, Suessiales, Symbiodiniaceae. The record is from the annotation of a GenBank genome assembly.